AUGAUAGAUUAAAUUAGCUAAGAAACAUCUUCUACUCAUGGAGUUGGAAUUUAUGACUUAAAAAUUUCUUACUAUUUCUAAUUUGAGGAAUUAUUAUAAAAUAUUUACAAGCUAUAUGAAUAGUCAAUUUAUUUUAAUACUCUUUUUAGAUAUGAUAUAAAUAAUAAUGAUGAUAUUUUUUAAAUCUAAUUACCAUAAGAAUUAAGAUAUGGUAGUUUUAUAAUUUUUUUUAAAGAAAUUAGUUUAAUUACUAUUUUAGUUAAAAAUUCUGAAUAAAGAGAUUUUCUUAUGCCUCUUAUAUUUUAUUUUUAGAAUUAUUUAUUGAUAGAAAGACAAAUUUAUGAAAAGUACUGGAAAGACGAUGAUCCUUUGAUUAUUAAAGCUAAAAAUUUAAAAUAAUUUUUUUUAAUGAAAAAUUAUCUUGAUGAUUAUAUAUAAAUUUAAAAUUAUAACUUUGAUAGGAUAAUUAAAAUAAGUAACAAUUAAUUAAUUUUUAGUAAUUAUACUAUUUAUAUAAAUUUAGAAAGCUAAACCAUAAGUAAUAUAGAAACUAAUUUAUCUUAUUAAAUGCAAGCUAUUAGAUAUCAAUAUUAUAAAAUAAUUUUUACAAUCAACAAGGAGAGAUAAAAAGAGUAAGAAGAAUUCAUAGUAAUAAAAACUUGUUGCUCUAUUAUUUAUGAAUUUCCUAUCACAAUAUACUUUAAAUAUCUUUUUGAGAAAGAAAACUCACUUUUAGAUAGCGAAUUUUUUGAAUAAGUAAGGUAUGCACCUGAAGAAUUUAUUGUUUAUUGUUGGGGAAAUUCAAACAGCUAAUAAUAUUACAGAUAUGUUGCCUUAUUUUAUGCAAGAAUUCAAAACAAUGAAGAUUUAAACAAAUUUUAUCAGUUAGAAAGAUAAGAUAUGAUGAAAAUGUUUAAAUUUUCUUUAAAAGAACUUGAUAAACCAAUAGAAAGAGAAUCUGAAAUAUGUUUAGCUUUACUAACAAAUAACUAGACUCAAGCUAUGAAUACUUAUGAAAUCAUUUUAGAUGAUAAUAAGUAUGUUUAGAAAAUAAAUUUAGAAGAAACACUAUAUGAGCGCCUCUAUCUUUAGAAUUCUCAAAAUAAAAUUAUCAAAAUUAAUUAUGACUAGGGACUUUUUAAUUGCUUUAUUGAAUAUCAAUAAUGUGGUGAUAGUUUCUAAUAUUAUACAAAUAACACCAUCUCUGAAAUAUUAUUUAUUAGAAGGAUUUCUUACAAUAAUCAAAAAUUGUCUACAAAAAUCUAAAUUACAGUCAUAAAUUAAAAAAUCAAGAUGGGUUAACUAGGAAUAAGUUUUGAUUUGCUAUCUUCUGAAUGGAUUGUUUUUGAACUGGAAUUAAUGACAGACUACUAGCUUGUAUCCUAAGAUUAAAAUAAUUUAUUUUAGUUUGAUUACGAGUUAUCUAAUUUUUAAAUUACGUAUGAAAAAUGUAUUUCUUAAUAAUAAAAUUAAAAAGAUAUCAAAACAGGUUUAUUGACAUAAGAAAAUAAUGUCUUCAAUAGUUAAGAAUUUAAAUUCAUUUAUGUUAAAGCAGGCUAGUAUUAUAAUAGCUAGAAAUUCUAAUUUAUACUUAAAUAUUUUAGUAAACUUAGUAUAAUAAAUACAGAAACUGUAGAAAUUGAUUAGCAAACAUUAUCGCUAUAUUUAUUCAAUAUAAAAUAUUCAAAGAAAAUAUUUAAGAUAAUGAAUUAUGGUAAUUAGUUAUUUUUAAUAUCUAAGUGCCAACUAAAUUAAAAAAAUAUUAAAUACAAACCAAUGAGUAGAGAUUAAGAUGAUAUUUUAAAAAUUAAUAAUUAUAUUUAAAAUGACUAUUUAUUUAUUUAUCCCGAAAUUUGCUCAAAAAAAACUUCAGAUGAAAAUGAUCUUUCAGACUAAAAUUGUUUAUAAAUAAAUCAACAUAAAGAAUUAUUAUAUUAAAAUGCUACUGGAAUUAUUGAAGAAAUUAUUACAAUUAAAUUGCAGCUAAAUUAAAUAUUUAACACUUAAUUAAAUUCUGAAAAUAAAUUUACUAUUUUAGAAUUAGAAAAUUAUUAAGAUUAUUAUUUGUACUUGGAAUAUGAAGCUAUUAGCGACAGCCCAGUUAAUUUUGAACUUAGAUAUUUAAAUAAUAGAACUUUUUUAUAGAGCUUUUAUUUUAAGUAAUAUCAGGAAAUCUAAAUAGUUUAAUUGCAAAACUUGAAAUAUCUUGAAAUUCACAACUACAAAUCAAAUACAACUUUUAAUUUAAUCCUUAUUAUUUCGGAAAAGCCUUUUUAUUAUACAAAUAUUUAUUUGAAUACAAUCAAAUUAAUUCAGAAAUAAGGACAAUAGUUACUACUCUUAAGUAAAAUUUUAGAUGAAAAUAUAAUAAUUUAUUUAUCAAAUAAAUAAAAUGUAAUCUGGCAAUAAAAAAUGCUAGAAUUAAAGUCUCCUGAAAAUAUAUUUAUUUUUAAUAAUUAAUUUAAUUACACAAUAAAGGAAAUUAAUUAAAGUGGUUCCUUAAAGAAAUAAUUUUACUAUUUAGAAGUUGAUGACUUUGAUGUAUAAAUAAUGAUUAAAAAGAAAAAAUAUUUCAUUUAAAAUACUCCCUAUGAUGAAUAAGCUACCUCUAUAUAAUAGUUUUCUUAAUUUUAAAUUAAUUCAUUUUCGUUUAAAAUUAAUCCCUCAUAAAUCAAGAUAUUAAAAAAAUUAGAUAUCUUAAAGCUACUAAGCCAGUAAAUUUAUUUCGUUUUUGCAAGAAACCAUCUUUUGUUGAAGUAGGAAUACAUUAAUGGAAUUAAUGACAUAGAUCUGCAAUAAAGUUUAAUUGUUUUUAAAGGACACGUUUUGGAAUAAAAACAAGUUGAUGAAGAAUAUGUAAUAAACACUUUUUUCUAUUUUAGUUCCUUAUAAAGCCUCUAAAUUUAGGAUACAGAACAUUUUUAUUUCAGAAUAUAUCUUUGUAUGAAUAAUUCGAAUUUACUGAUACCUUUUAGCUAAAUCUUUAGUUAGUCUAUAAGCUCAAAAAAGUAGAAAAUUGUUAAAGAUGUCUAAAAACAAUUUUUUAUUUUUUUAGUCAUUUUUCUUAUUAUUUCAAUUUUAGCUUUAAUAUUUUACUUUAGAUUUAAAAAAUUGUAGAAUUAUGAUUAUAUUAAGAAAUAAAUAUGA
Tetrahymena thermophila SB210 is the source of this 3147-nucleotide messenger RNA. RefSeq names its product transmembrane protein, putative. The record is from RefSeq and is a predicted model, not a curated record. The transcript is spliced from 3 exons. NCBI's taxonomy places the organism in Eukaryota, Ciliophora, Oligohymenophorea, Hymenostomatida, Tetrahymenidae.